This is a messenger RNA of Cuscuta campestris, 1248 nucleotides long. The record is from the annotation of a GenBank genome assembly. Lineage: Eukaryota; Viridiplantae; Streptophyta; Magnoliopsida; Solanales; Convolvulaceae.
AAUAGUCUGAAUAAUUAAGUGAGGACCCAUUAAAACAUUAAACAUUAAAACAGGCGGGCGGAUAGAUCCGCAAGAUUCCACCAACCCAAAUCCAGAGUUCGAAAACGUCGCUCACAUCAUACCACCCGUUCACCUCCUCCGGCGACUGCUCCGAAGCCGCCAAACUAGAAACGUCGGCCGACGAUAUUUCUUAAGGCAUCAGUUAAGCUCCAAGCGAGGAGUCAUGGCUUUACUGACAUGGGAUCAAUCUCUUGGGGUAUCGAAUCCUUUGACCAAUGUUACAACGUUUGCUGCUGCCACUGCAUUUGCAUUCACGGCUAAGCUUGAACCAACACUGGGAGCUAGUAAAACAAAAUUCCUCAAAAAGUGUGUGAUUUUUCCCAAUAAGUGUAUCAGUCUAAAACCAAUAACCUCAAUCUCCCAAGAGUUGAUUGCCAACGUCAGAAACCCAAGAUUUGGAACCAGUCUAAGAUACUCACAAAAUCAAAGCCAUCUGAAUGUAAAAGUUUGCAUCUGUCAACAAAGCACCAUUCCUUUGUGGCAAUAAGGUCUAUCAGACUAUUCGAUAGACCACAAUCCUCCAGUUUUUUGUGUGCAGCCGCAUCUGGCUCAACACAAACUCUGCCGCGUGUAGAAAGCCCCAAAACAUCAAAUAUUGCGCCUCAAAUUGAUAAGGGGAACCCGUCCACGCCAAGACUUGAUGACAGCGGGCCCAACCUUCCACCAUGGCAUCGUGGAGGUGGGGGAGGGGGCGGAGGUGGAGGAAACACAUCCGGUGGAUUCUUUUUAUUUGGUUUUCUUCUUCUUCUAUCACAUUUGAAAGACGAGGAGGAGAAACUCAUCGAGAGGAAGAAAGCCAAAGACAUCAAAAGGGGAGGAUUAUUAGGUACAACUCAGUGACACAAUGAAUAUUAGGGGGACGAAUUUGCCCUUAUAUACAUAUAUCGAUCCCCGUCCCUUAAAAAAGGAUAUGUCCCAAAACAAGGUUCCUCAUUCUUCAAAAGAUGCGCGGGUUCAAAUCAUCUCUCUCUCACUCUCUCUCACUUGCACAAGUUUGAACCACAAUUUUGUUUUUGUGAUAAGUGUGCUGUUAUAUAUUAGCUCAGAAUUAGUCUACCAAUAGACCCAAUAGGAGUAUUAUAAGAGAGGGUGGAACAAUUGCCCCAAUGUGUAUUGCUUCAUUUGAUGAGUGCAAAACUUUUGGAAAUAUGUGUUUUGUUCACUAAAUAAUAACAAUGGUAAGUUUUG